AUGCUGUUUGGAGUGAAAUUGGCCAAUGACAUUUAUCCUCCUUGGAAGGGUUCUUAUAUUAAUUAUGAGGGUCUCAAAAAAUUUCUAAAGGAAGAUAGCGUGAAGAAUAGAAGUGACGAUAAGAAAUCACACUGGGACGAUUCAGAUGAGUCCAGGUUUGUGGAAGAGUUGGAUAAGGAACUUGAAAAAGUUUACGGUUUUCAACUGAAAAAGUAUAACAACUUGAUGGAGAGAUUGUCUCAUCUGGAGAAACAAACAGAUUCGGAAACAGCUAUCAAGGCCUUGAACGCCGAUGCAUUUCAACGUGUCUUGGAAGAGCUGUUAAGCGAGUCUACUGAAUUAGACAAUUUUAAGAGAUUGAACUUUACUGGGUUUGCCAAGAUUGUUAAGAAACAUGACAAGCUAUAUCCAAAGUAUCCAUCUGUCAAAUCUUUGUUGGAAGUUCGAUUAAAGGAAUUGCCCUCCCAUUCGGAAGAAUAUUCCCCAUUGCUGUAUCGUAUUUCCUUUUUGUACAACAUUUUGAGAAGUAAUUUUAACACCGCCUCUCAACCCUUAGCCAGCGCUUCUAAGUUUUCUAGUAUUGCCAGCAAUGACAUGGACAUGAAUUUUAGAAGCUUCAAAUUUUGGGUUCAUAAUGACAAUUUAAUGGAGGUUAAAACAAGGAUCUUGAGACAUCUUCCUGUAUUGGUCUACGCUAAUGUUCCCUCCGAAAACGAUGACCUGGUUAAUAGAUUCGAAUCAGAUAUAUCAAAUAAUGAUGAAAUUGUGGGUAGUUCAAGUUCCAGUAGCAGCGUAGAACAUGGCCUGGGAGGACGUUCCUAUGAUCCACUAAUUAACACGCUAUAUUUUGACAAUGAGCACUUUGAAUUAUAUAACGACAAGUUAUUGAAGUUAAAUUCAGCACCAACUUUAAGAUUAAGGUGGACUGGCCAGUUAUCCGAUAAGCCGGAUAUUUUCUUGGAAAAGAAAACUCUUAUUGAAGACGAAGCCACUGGGAAAUCUGAAUUUGAUCUAACAAAAUUACAACUGAAGCAAAAAUUCAUUAAUGGAUUUAUUUUUGAAGGCGAUAAGAAAUUUAAAGAGCAAACUUUGAAAAAGUUAAAAGAAAGCGGUACAGCAGAGAGAGAUCUAGAAAGAUUAAAAGAAGAUUUCUCUGAUAUUCAAAACUUUAUCAUCAAGAAUGAAUUACAACCAGUUUUUAGGACUGUUUACACCAGAACUGCUUUUCAGAUUCCCGGCGAUGAUAAGAUAAGGGUAACCAUUGAUUCUAACAUUGUAUUCAUCAAGGAGGAUUCAUUCGAUAGAGAGCGUCCGAUUAGAGGCCCUAAUACCUGGCAUAGAACUGACAUUGAUGCCAAUGUUGCAAAUCCCUUAAAAUUUCUGAGGGAAGGCGAAUAUGCUAAGUUUCCUUAUUCAGUAAUGGAAAUCAAAGUGAAAAGUUCGUUGGAUUCUUCGAUGUCAGCUAGUUCUAUGAUUUCUAACGUAAAACUGCCUAAAAAGCAUGGCCAAUGGUUGAACGAUUUGACGAAUUCUCAUCUAGUCAAAGAAAUUCCAAAGUUUUCUAUCUUUGUGCAAGGUGUGGCAUCAUUGUAUGGAGAUGAUGAAAAAUUAGAUAUCUUACCAUUUUGGCUACCAGACUUAGAAACAGACAUUAGAAAGGAUCCUAAGCAGGCGUAUGAGGAGGAAAAGAAAAAAUUGCUAAAACAAAAAGAGAUACAGAAGAAAAUAGAUGGGAUGAGAAGACUUUCGAACUUCAAAGAGCCUCAACACCAGGCGCCAGAACCAAUAUCCCAUGAGGAAACUGAACGUAUUAUUUCCCAAGGUGAUUUGGAGGCUGACGGUUCAUCAGAUGAGGAAAUUGAGCCAGAACCUCACUCGAAAAGAUCAAAGAAAGUUCGGAGAAGAAAACCCAAGGCUACUUUCUUAAGAAUCUUGGCUGGAAGAGAUCCAAAGUUAAUGGGAGUGGAUUCUGAAGAGGAGGAAAUUGAAUUGCCGCCUGGAGUGAAAAAGCCAUUAAAUUUAUUGAAAAAUGCUGGUCCUGUGAACGUAGAGGCAAAGGUUUGGCUUGCUAAUGAACGUACAUUUAACAGAUGGUUAAGCGUGACCACUUUAUUAAGUGUUUUGACAUUCUCAAUUUAUAAUUCUGUGAAGAAAGCCGAAUACCCUACUUUGGCUAACUACAUGGCAUAUGUUUAUUUCGGCUUAACAAUAUUCUGUGCUUUAUGGUCCUAUUCUAUCUAUAUGAAAAGAGUUGACAUCAUCCAACAAAGAAGCGGUCAACAUUUAGAUGCACCACUUGGUCCAGUUUUGGUUGCUAUUGUUUUAUUUGUCACUCUAGUAGUUAAUUUUGUUAUGGCGUUUAGAAACGCAGCAAAAUCUCGUCAAGAGUUGCAAAUACAGAAUUUAGAAAUUCCCGAAAGAAUACCAGAAGUAUUGAGGCCACUUCAAAAUUAUCUAUUCAAGUUAAUGGGGCCAAGCAGUGAUUAA
Molecule: messenger RNA, 2487 nt
Organism: Saccharomyces paradoxus
Lineage: Eukaryota; Fungi; Ascomycota; Saccharomycetes; Saccharomycetales; Saccharomycetaceae
Gene: VTC2
Product: vacuolar transporter chaperone
Exons: 1
Coding region: 1-2487 (828 amino acids)
Cellular component (GO): fungal-type vacuole membrane; vacuolar transporter chaperone complex
Source: RefSeq, a predicted model, not a curated record